AUGGCACGGAAACUAAGCCACCAGAGGGUCACCUACGUGCUCCCUCUGCCCGAUGCCCCCGGUGGGCACCGGCUGGGGGUCAACGGUCUGACCGUUGACCGUCAGAACUCCAUCCUGUAUUCCGCAGGCCGCGACGGUGUCAUUUGCUCGUGGGACCUCGACUUCUCCCUCAAUCCCCUCCAUUCCCCGGAUCCGUUCUCGACCUCCAAUCGCAAGCCGGGCCCGACUCGUUUCAAGACUCAGGUUCAAGCCCACAGCCACUGGAUCAAUGAUAUCGUCUUAACCCAGGAUAACUCUGCGCUUAUUUCGGCGUCGUCCGACACCACAGUUCGACUGUGGCGCCCGCAUUCCGAGUCUACCGAGGUCCCAGAGCGCAUCGGCAAGCAUAGCGAUUAUGUCAAAGCACUCGCGACUCCAGGCGGCCAGGCCAGCUGGGUUGCGUCGGGCGGCCUGGACCACAAGCUUUACUUGUGGGAUCUGAACGGCGGCGGCGAAAUCCUAAGUAUCGACGCUGGUGGAGACGAUACGACUGAGAAGGGCUCGGUCUAUGCCUUGGGCGCAGUGAACUCGGUGCUGGCCAGCGGCGGGCCCGAGAAUGUGGUCCGUGUCUGGGAUCCCAAGUCCGGGAAGCUAGUCACCAAGUUCGUAGGCCAUACCGAUAAUAUUAGGGAUAUCCUGGUUAACCAGGCCGGUGAUACGAUAAUUACUGCGUCUUCGGACCAGACUAUCAAGGUGUGGUCUCUGACCGCCGGACGCUGCAUGAACACCUUGACCAUGCACAACGACAGCGUGUGGUCGCUAUACUCGGACGAACCGGAUCUAUCGGUCUUCUACUCUAGCGAUCGAUCAGGUUUGGUUGCUAAAACCGAUACUCGUGGCUCCUCGGACCUCGAGCAAGGCACCUGUGUUGCUGCACUGCAGGAACAUGAGGGCGUUGUCAAGGUUGUGGCAGCUGGUGACUUCAUUUGGACAGCUACGCCCAGGUCUAGCAUUAAUCGCUGGAGAAAUGUCGAUACCACAGUCGGUAUUGAACCGUUCCCGGAUCCCGCGCGGACGAUCGACUCUACCGCGGUGGCACCGGAAACCUCGACGGGCGAGAUGCCUAAGCAGAUUCCGUUUAACGCGGCACUGCAGUUGUCAGCCACGUCGGAGCUGCUCGGCACUCCGUCACCUUCCAGCGGACACUCUGGAGAACCGGACUCGGAGAAUGAUAUUGGUCUAACCAUUCCGGUGCACUCACUGCCCGAGGAAACCAUCGAGGGGCAGCACGGUUUGAUCAAGUGCUUGAUGCUAAACGAUCGGAGGCGAACUCUCACGCAGGAUUCGGCAGGAGAGGUGGUCUUGUGGGACCUGCUCAAGUGUGUUCCCGUUCAAACAUUCGGAAAACGCCAUAUUGAUGAUGUAGCGACCGAAGUCAACUCUACGGAAAGUAUCUCCCACUGGUGCACAAUCGAUGUGCGCACGGGCAGGCUGUCUGUUAUUCUUGAGCCCAACCGCUGCUUCGAUGCUGAGGUUUAUGCGGACGAGAUUGAUCUCCCUGCCUCUGAACUUGCACAGUUCCGGGAGGAUCAACGAAUCAAUCUUGGAAAAUGGAUCCUGCGUUGGCUCUUCGCUCCACUAGUGGAUGAGGAGAUUCAACGUGAUAACACGUACCGCGAGACCGCCAUCGCCAAAGCGGAGGAACUCGCCAAGCUUAAUCCUUUGAGCACAUCCGCACCUGGAGAUGACAUUCCGCGCAGCAUCGGAAUCCCUAUCCACGGCGACCCUUCCGCGACUCUGCGUCCUGGAAUGGAAUUCCCCGGAAGCCCGACCACCCCAGGCUUUGGAAUCAACGUUGGCACACCAUCGUCUGCGACAUAUCUGAGCACUUCCAUGCAGAGCAAUAAUCCCUUCCCAGCAUUCGAUGUUGAGACCCCCGAUGCUCUUCCUACGAUUCACCCACAACACGAUGCUGGGCCGUCCUCCUUCUCGGAUAAAUCCGGUGACUAUUUCUCGUCCAGACCGCCGCCGCUCGAAACAGAGAAAAACCCGCUGUCUGCGUCCGAUGCGGCUUCAAACCCUGGGCUUCCGCAAUCGCCCGCAGAGCCAGACAGGGAGGAGCGUAAAAAGGGAUCAUUCUUCGGGAAGAAGUUGAGUUUCCCGAAGAAAAUUGGGCGUACCUCUACCGACACCAAGCCUCAAAUUCUGGAAGAGAAGAUCGAGGAGUCUGAAAUCUCGUCGAUCAAGGAGGAGAAGGUUUACGAGGCCAAUAUCAGCGGAGUCAUCGAUCGGAUUCGUCAUGAGUAUGAGGAGUUCCUGUCAGCAAACCCUAAUCGGGAGUUGGUGACAUCGAUCAUUCCUAGUGCAGAAAACGAGACUCCUCAACUGGACAUACCCCCGCGGACCUCGGUUUUUAUCCAGGAAGAAACUGGCGAGACUGCAGUGGCAUCGGAUCUCUACCGAGGCACCGUGGGUCACAUUGGACAAGAUAUUGAGCGGUUAGAGAAGGCCAUUCCUCAUUGGCUUGGUGAAUUGCUCCUGAAGAAUCAAAUCCCGUUCAAAGAGCAGGUGAAGAUAGCCUUCAUCUUGAAACCGUUUGACGAUUCUCUACCACCAGUUGUGAAACCCGAAGCACCCACUGCCAACGGUGGCCCUGCAAAUGGCGCUAACAACAGCUCGCGACUCAAUGCCAACCGCAUGCUCCGAACCAAGAAGGUCCUUGCCUAUGUAGCUGAGCGCAUUGAUCCAGCGAACCCCGAUGAGCCCGAGGCGAGCCAAAUGCCACCAGAGGAGUACCUGGAGCUGUAUUGCCAGAAAAUGCUCUGCCCGCCCAAUAUGACCCUGGCUACUAUCCGGACGCAUCUCUGGCGAACCUCUGGAGACAUGGUUCUGCACUACAAGGCCAACGGCAAGAAGCAGAUCCGACCUCCGCGGUCCUUGAUAAACACCGACGAUAACCAUCCCACCCUGGGCGAAGCCAAUGUUCCCAAUGGCGAGAGCAGCGCGCCUCCAGGCAGUAUUCACUCAAUGACCAACUCGGGAUCGGCCGCUGGUUCAGUCGUCACCUAG
Molecule: messenger RNA, 3048 nt
Organism: Penicillium canariense
Lineage: Eukaryota; Fungi; Ascomycota; Eurotiomycetes; Eurotiales; Aspergillaceae
Product: WD repeat protein
Exons: 8
Coding region: 1-3048 (1015 amino acids)
Biological process (GO): protein deubiquitination; double-strand break repair via homologous recombination
Molecular function (GO): ubiquitin binding
Source: RefSeq, a predicted model, not a curated record